AUGAGUCGCGUUCGUACGAAAACUGUGAAGAAGGCAUCGCGUGUGAUCAUUGAAAAGUACUACACAAAGAUCACUCAUGAUUUCCACACCAACAAACGGAUUUGUGACGAGGUUGCUAUCAUUGGCAGUAAGCAGCUGAGGAACAAAAUUGCUGGGUAUAUAACCCACUUGAUGAAGCGUAUUGAGAAAGGCCCCGUUCGUGGUAUAUCCAUUAAGCUUCAAGAAGAAGAACGUGAGCGGCGAGACAACUACAUGCCUGAGAUUUCUGUUGUUUCACCGUCCGUAAUCGGACAGGUUAAGGUUGACCCCGUUACGAAGAGCAUGUUGGAGGCAAUGGUAAGUUCUCUGACUACUUUUAUUUAA
Messenger RNA from Angiostrongylus costaricensis, 363 nucleotides. The record is from the annotation of a GenBank genome assembly. NCBI's taxonomy places the organism in Eukaryota, Metazoa, Nematoda, Chromadorea, Rhabditida, Metastrongylidae.